This is a messenger RNA of Pseudonaja textilis, 302 nucleotides long. NCBI's taxonomy places the organism in Eukaryota, Metazoa, Chordata, Lepidosauria, Squamata, Elapidae. The record is from RefSeq and is a predicted model, not a curated record.
AUGAAAACAGCAGGGGAUCAGCUUGUCACCUUGAUGUUAUACUUUUAUAUGGGUUCUGUUACUGAAGCAAUGGAAGAAGAGAUUGAGUGCGGUGGUACGGAGCAAGUCACUUGUACUUUGGAGUAUAUACCACACUGUGGUUCUGAUGGUGAAACCUAUGGCAACCAGUGCUUGUUCUGCAAUGCAGUUGUAAGGAGUCGUGGAGCACUUAUGCUAAAGCACCGUGGAGCAUGUAAGGAAUUCAAGGAUGCAUAACCAUUAAGCUAAAAAAUCAACUACCAUUCCAAAUCUCUUGGUCUCUU